Messenger RNA from Seminavis robusta, 1662 nucleotides. The record is from the annotation of a GenBank genome assembly. Lineage: Eukaryota; Bacillariophyta; Bacillariophyceae; Naviculales; Naviculaceae.
AUGAUGAGAACAGCAGCAGCUAGAAUGGCUCUCUCUGUGUCCAUGGUACUUGCGGUGGCUUUUGCGUCUUCGGUGGAGCAUCGUCAGCACCAUGACUUGAAUGCAAGGGAUUCUUUGUUGUUGGAGUCCAUCUCCAGGCUCCACGUACUGCCGCCCUCCCCCGACGACAGUCCUGAAGAAUGUCCAGUGAAUGCUACUCUCUUUGAUUCUUGUGGCGAGGAACGAUAUUGUGCCUUGCUGCCUUUUGGUUCCGACUCUGCGAUGGACCACAGGCAUCCGGAAGCACCACCUUUAUUGGCAUUGGGAUUGAAGGAGGGAAGCAAUGCUACUGGUACUGCUGAAUCAUCGCCCAAUUAUUAUUAUUGCCUCCACAAGACACUCUGGUCAUCAUCUGACUUACUACCACUAUCUGCCAGAGAUGCAGUGGCCUUUUUGCUGGCGGCCACUUGCUGCUUUCUGGCCGCCAUGGCGGGAAUUGGUGGCGGUGGGCUCGUUUUGCCCAUUUUGCUCUUGUGUUGCAACUUUACUCCCAAAGAAGCCUCGGUACUCUCCAAUACGGCUGUCUUUUGCAAUACAUUGGGACAAUUUGCCAUCAACAAUCAUCAUGACAACAACAACCAUAGCAAGAGCCAUGCACAAUCAGUGGUGGUGGUCUUGGCAACCGUCCUCAUCAUGAUGCCUUCUGUCAUUGCUGGAGGGAGUAUUGCGAUUACUCUGGAAGGAAUGGUGCCAUCCACAGUCAUUUUGAUUCUAGCGUUCUUGACGCUUCUUUUGGCGGCCAUUAAAACAUAUCACAAGGCACAAACAAUGAGACGAGCCGAACAGCAAGCUAAGACAACAAUCUAUACUGAUUAUUCGUCCGACCAACGAGUUGGAACUCUAGUAGAAGCAGAUUCAAAUGGCACUGACAAAGAAGAAGAACGAACACCACAGCAGGACGGAACCAGUUCCAUCCAAUGCAAGCUGCAGCUCCUGAUUGGUACCUUUUGGUUAUUGGAUGCUAUUCACUGCCUCUUUUUGCACACCAUGCGAAUCCCACUCUGCUCGCCCCUGUAUAUUCUGCUGGUGGCUUUCCCCGCGCUGGUUGCGGUGCUGUUUGUGGGUCUGGGAAGGUGUCUGGUGCAGUCGCUUGGCCGCCGCCAAGAUCCACCGUCUGGCGAACGGCUUCCGUUGAUACAAGCUGCCUCGUCGAACCCGGGAUAUCAUCAGGGCGGUCCUGAAGAACACCACCAGGACAAGUUCCAAUCUCUGUUGGCUUGGUGGUUACCGUGGGCAUCCGUGUUGAUUGGUCUCUUGGCGGCACUGCUGGGUAUUGGUGGUGGAGAGCUACUGGGCCCAAUCCUGUUGCUACUCCUCCAGAUGGAUGCACAACAAAGCAGUGCUACCACGGCCAUCAUGUCCAUGAUGAAUAGUGGAACCAACUUAUUUCACUAUCUCGUGAUGGACAUGAUGAUUGCGCCCGAUUAUGCCAUAACUUUGGGUUUGGCUGGACUGGUGGGAGGCAGUGGAGGCCGUUUAUGGGCCAUUCAUGUGGCGCAACGUGGACGGCCCAGCAUUAUUGCUUGGAGUCUGUGUGCGGUUCUGGCACUCGGCACCGCCCUGGUGGCCUGGGAACUGGUAACGACUCCGCUCUCGUUCCAGAGUAAGGGCGGCAUUUGUUGA